Molecule: messenger RNA, 1077 nt
Organism: Arachis ipaensis
Lineage: Eukaryota; Viridiplantae; Streptophyta; Magnoliopsida; Fabales; Fabaceae
Source: RefSeq, a predicted model, not a curated record
AUGGCUAGAAAUUUUGAUGAUAUGUUUAAUGAGGCUUUGUAUGGCAAAAGAAGACGGCAAGAUAACACACUCAUAGAUAAUUGGAUCGAUGAGUAUUUACUCGAAGAUUCAGAAGAAGAAGAUACCGAUAGAAGCUCUAUCCCAAUUACUCGUAGAUGGAUCAACAGAGAUCGAGAAGCAGGACAUGAUCGCCUUUUCCAAGAUUACUUUGCAGAUGAUCCGGUGUAUCAUGCUGACAUUUUUCGACGGAGAUUUCGAAUGAGAAGACAUGACGCUCUCUCAAACGUCUAUCCUUAUUUCCAACAGAGGGUUGAUGCAACUGGAAGAAGAGGCUUGUCGCCACUGCAGAAAUGUACUGCUGCGAUACGGAUGUUAGCAUAUGGAGUAGCAGCUGAUGCUAUUGAUGAUUAUAUGCGCAUAGACAAGAGCACUACAAUUGAAUGCUUGGAAAAAUUUGUUGAAGGUGUCAUUUCGGUGUUCGAGGAUGAAUACUUGCGAAAACCAAAUCCAAAUGACGUACAACGCCUACUACAAAUGGCAAAGGGUCGUGGCUUCCCUGGCAUGUUGGGUAGCAUUGACUGCAUGCAUUGGCAAUGGAAAAAUUGUCCAAAGGCGUGGAAAGGUAUGUACAUGAGUGGUUAUCGUGGGGUUGCAACCAUAGUACUUGAGGUUGUAGCAUCUUCAGACCUUUGGAUAUGGCAUGCAUUCUUUGGAGUUUCUGGUUCAAAUAACGAUAUCAACGUGUUAGAUCGUUCUCCCGUGUUUGAUGACAUUCUAAAUGAUCGUGCUCCGGAGGUAAAUUAUACUAUUAAUGGUAAUAAUUAUACAAUGGGAUACUACUUAGUAGAUGGUAUUUAUCCUGAAUGGGCCACAUUUGUCAAAUCAAUCUCAAAGCCACAAGGGGAGAAACGCAAGUUAUUUGCACAAUACCAAGAAGGGCAAAGAAAAGAUGUGGAACGAGCAUUCGGAGUGCUGCAAGCACGCUUUGUAAUUAUACGUGGUCCAGCUCGUUUUUGGGAAAAGAAGAAGCUUGCCAACAUAAUGAGAGCAAAUACUAAUUCUUUUCAAAAAUAUUAA